AAGCGAAAAGCUUCGCGUUCUGGUUUUUCUCUUCUUUCUAACGCAAUUGUUCAAAACCGCCAUAGCCAGGGAGUGCCACCUUUCAUCUUCGCUAGCACUUCUCUGAAAUUUUUCAGAUUAUAACUAGUAACCUUUAUCUUUCUUCUUGUCUCCUAAUUCGCGCUCUACGGAUUUUGAAUUUUGUUUGCCUCAAAGGUCGAAAGUAGAAAAUUCAUCGAGCUCGAUCGUCCAGUUAGGGUUUACAGAUAGAGAGAGAUGGGUAGCCCUAAGAAGAAUGAUAACAAAGGCUUCUUUGCUGCCAUGAGUUCUGGCCUCUCCAUGUUUGGUAACGCCAUGCACCGAUCCGUCAACGGGUUGCUUGGUUAUGAAGGAGUUGAAGUUAUUAACCCAGAGGGAGGAAAGGAAGAUGCAGAGGAGGAAGCUCAAAGAGGAAGGUGGAAGCAGGAGGAACGAGAUAGUUACUGGAAGAUGAUGCAGAAGUAUAUUGGUUCUGAUAUCACAUCACUGGUGACGCUUCCCGUCCUUAUUUUUGAGCCAAUGACCAUGCUACAGAAAAUGGCAGAGUUAAUGGAGUAUUCCUACUUAUUGGAUCAAGCCGAUGAAUGUGAAGAUCCUUACAUGCGUUUGGUCUAUGCAACGUCUUGGGCUAUAUCCGUCUACUAUGCAUACCAACGAACAUGGAAGCCUUUUAAUCCUAUACUCGGAGAGACUUAUGAAAUGGUUAAUCACGGUGGAAUUUCAUUUAUUGCAGAGCAGGUAAGUCAUCAUCCCCCAAUGAGUGCAGGGCAUGCUGAAAAUGAACACUUCACAUACGAUGUGACAUCAAAGUUAAAAACUAAGUUCUUAGGAAACUCUGUUGAUGUGUACCCUGUUGGAAGAACUCGUGUUACUCUUAAAAGAGAUGGCGUUGUUUUAGAUUUAGUUCCUCCUCCCACAAAGGUUAACAAUCUAAUAUUCGGACGGACAUGGAUUGAUUCACCAGGGGAAAUGAUCAUGACUAAUCAAACUACAGGGGACAAGGCUGUGCUAUACUUUCAACCAUGUGGUUGGUUCGGAGCUGGUCGCUAUGAAGUUGAUGGAUAUAUUUAUAAUGCUGCCGAGGAGCCUAAAAUACUGAUCACAGGGAAAUGGAAUGAGUCACUGAGCUGCCAACCAUGCGAUUUGGAAGGCGAACCUAUUCCAGGAGCAGAGUUGAAAGAGGUUUGGCAUGUUGCUGCUGUGCCUAAGAACGACAAAUUUCAGUACACAUAUUUUGCACAUAAAAUAAACAGCUUUGAUACUGCUCCUAAGCAGUUGUUAGCAUCAGACUCGCGUUUGCGUCCUGAUAGAUUUGCACUUGAACAUGGUGAUCUCUCCAAAGCUGGUUCAGAAAAGAGCAGUUUGGAAGAGAGGCAAAGAGCUGAAAAGAAGGAACGAGAGGCCAAAGGUCACCAGUUUGCACCAAGAUGGUUUAAUUUGACUAACGAAGUUACUCCCACACCUUGGGGUGAAUUGGAAGUGUAUCAAUAUAAUGGUAAAUAUGCUGAACAUCGGUCUGCUAUCGAUAACUCAGACUCCAUUGAUGUGGCUGAUGUUAGAUCAACCGAGUUCAACCCGUGGCAGUUUGGCAAUUUGUCUUUGGAAUGAGGUACUCUAGUUAUCUGCAUUACUAAUCUGAAUCUGGAGUUGGUUAAUGGAACUUCUUUCAGCGAUAUGUGAAUGCAGUACGUUGUUUGCUAUUAUGUUGUGUACAUCGUUUCCAUAAUCUCUAUCAUAGUUGGUCUUAGUAUUCCCAUUGACGAAAUUUCUACGUUCUGUGUCUCAAACUUGACGCAUCAAGGUAAUGGUCAGCUGCUGUUGUUUAUUUAGUUGAAAGCGUGUAACUGUUUUCCAUUGAAUGAAAUAUUAAACCAUUAAAUUAGAAUAUAAAAGAACAGAAAAAAAGAAGAUAUUAUUAGUGA
This is a messenger RNA of Humulus lupulus (European hop), 1940 nucleotides long. RefSeq names its product oxysterol-binding protein-related protein 3C. The record is from RefSeq and is a predicted model, not a curated record. Gene Ontology annotation, cellular component: cytosol; membrane; intracellular membrane-bounded organelle. The transcript is spliced from 10 exons. The coding region runs from base 256 to 1626 and encodes 456 amino acids. Gene Ontology annotation, molecular function: sterol binding. NCBI's taxonomy places the organism in Eukaryota, Viridiplantae, Streptophyta, Magnoliopsida, Rosales, Cannabaceae.